This is a messenger RNA of Drosophila elegans, 697 nucleotides long. RefSeq lists its product as uncharacterized. The coding region runs from base 76 to 627 and encodes 183 amino acids. The record is from RefSeq and is a predicted model, not a curated record. The transcript has a single exon. Lineage: Eukaryota; Metazoa; Arthropoda; Insecta; Diptera; Drosophilidae.
CCAAGGCGAAGCCGAAAUUAGUGCAACCACAGGCCAGGGCCAGAGCGGAUCACCGGGAAACCUUCACCGUCCGAGAUGCAAUUGAUCCAUUUCACGCUGGGAUUGGGGCUGAUCUCCACUGCCCUUGAGGCUGCCAUUGUCCCGCUGAUCGUGAUAAAAAACGGCGUUGAAUCGAAUCAGGCCCUACCCAUGGAUACGGAGAAGUUCGGUUAUCUGGAGUUCAAGCCCAAUGGUUCACUGAUCCUCAGGCGGGCACCCAAUCAGAGUGGCAGUAACCUGCAGAAUCUACUUAUGCUUCGUGGAGUUCUUCAAGCCCUCAAGCUCAAUCCCUCGAAGAUUUCCGAGACUGGUGUCGAAACUCGGUUCGAUUUUAAGAUCUAUGGCGAUGGAGUGGAGCACAAGUUUCCACCAAUACUGGAGAAUAUCAUCCAACGCAUUCAAACGUACUUUUCGAUCUAUCGAUACACGGAUACCAGUAAACCCCUACAGCGAAUUGAGCCCACUACCCAACCGACGGAGGAAACUUCUUCUGAUUUAGUAACUACCUUAAAAGCGGAGGAUGAGGACGAACUGAUUGUCGUUGGAGAACAGGAUGCCUAUAUUACAGUGGGAGACGAUGCGGAUUAAUCUCAGCCCUAUUUAUUAGAUAUUUAUUCCCAUAGCUAUGUAAGUCAAUAAAAGUGCCGUACUCAAAAUA